AUGAGCUCUAUCCAAAACUUGAACAAAAUUGAUCCAUUCGCCGACACUGGUGACGACGAUACUCAACCAACAAACUAUAUUCAUAUUCGUAUCCAACAAAGAAAUGGUCGUAAAACCUUAACUACUGUCCAAGGUUUACCAGAUGAAUAUGACUUGAAAAGAAUUGUUCGUGCUUUGAAAAAAGAUUUUGCUUGUAACGGUAACAUUGUUAAAGAUGAAGAAUUAGGUGAAGUUAUUCAAUUACAAGGUGACCAACGUGUUAAAGUUAUGGAAUUUUUAACUUCUCAAUUAGGUUUACAAAAGAAAAACAUCAAGAUCCAUGGUUUCUAG
Messenger RNA from Hansenula ciferrii, 330 nucleotides. It is a transcript of the gene SUI1, whose product is annotated as translation initiation factor eIF1. The record is from RefSeq and is a predicted model, not a curated record. NCBI's taxonomy places the organism in Eukaryota, Fungi, Ascomycota, Saccharomycetes, Phaffomycetales, Wickerhamomycetaceae. Gene Ontology annotation, biological process: translational initiation. Gene Ontology annotation, cellular component: eukaryotic 43S preinitiation complex. Gene Ontology annotation, molecular function: RNA binding; translation initiation factor activity; ribosomal small subunit binding. Bases 1 to 330 code for a protein of 109 amino acids. The transcript is spliced from 2 exons.